Monosiga brevicollis MX1 is the source of this 1199-nucleotide messenger RNA. RefSeq lists its product as uncharacterized. Gene Ontology annotation, molecular function: glutaminyl-tRNA synthase (glutamine-hydrolyzing) activity. The record is from RefSeq and is a predicted model, not a curated record. The transcript has 10 exons. Bases 6 to 1199 code for a protein of 397 amino acids. Lineage: Eukaryota; Choanoflagellata; Craspedida; Salpingoecidae. Gene Ontology annotation, biological process: mitochondrial translation; glutaminyl-tRNAGln biosynthesis via transamidation.
ACAAGAUGGUGGUGGUGGUGGUGGGACGAGCAUGGCGGGCCAGGGCGCGAGCGACAGGGGUGGGGCGAUGGCUCCCGGGCUCUUUUCGGUGGGCUCAUCAGCCCAAUGUGGCGGGAUGGCAGCUGAAGGUUGGCCUUGAGAUUCAUGCUCAGAUUGCUGCGCAUAGCAAGAUCUUCUCGUCAGCCCCCGUCCGCUUCAAUGCAGCACCCAAUACCUUGGUGCAGCCCAUGGACUUGGCGCUGCCAGGCGCCCUGCCGGUGUUGAACAAGCGUUGUGUUGAAGCCGCCAUCCGUACUGCACUAGCCUGCGGCGCUCGUCUCAAUCACGAGUCUUUCUUUGACCGAAAGCACUACUUUUACCAUGACUUGCCAGCUGGCUACCAAAUCACUCAACAGCGUGUUCCCAUCGCUGAAGAGGGCACUAUUGCUGCUGGCUUUGAACCCGAGGCACCCCUUGUUCGUUUGCAAAGAAUUCAACUUGAGCAAGACAGUGGCAAAAGUGUUCACACGCAUGGCGCGACGACCCUGGUAGACUACAACCGUGCAGGCGCAGGCUUGAUGGAGAUUGUAACAGAGCCCGACUUGACUUCGAGCACGGCUGCCAUGAAUUUUGUCCGACAGCUCAUUCACAUCCUGACGGCACUCGAGGUGAACGAUGGCAAGCUGGCAGAGGGCUCGCUGCGCGUCGAUGCCAACGUAAGCGCUCAUUGCCCAGCGCGUGGCAUCGAUGGCCCGCGCAGCGAGAUCAAAAACAUCAACGGCAUGCGUUUUUUGAAGAAAGCCAUCGAUUUUGAGUUUGCUCGCCACGUUCAACUCCUCGAGGCCGGUGAAACACUCGUGCGCGAAACGCGCUACUACGAUGCGGCCACCAAGUGCGCUACGACGAUUGCCAUGCGCUCAAAGGAAGAUGACCUCGAUUACCGCUUCAUGCCAGAUCCUGACUUACCCCCUCUUGUUUUGACGGAAGCCGAGGCAAGGCAGCGUCUCAGCCAAUUGGAUGCACCACCGCAGAUUGCUCAUGUACAAAAGCGCCUACCUGAGCUUCCACGAGCCCGGGUCCAUCGCUGGGUCCAGGACUAUGGUUCGUAUCCCAUGCACUUGAUGUGCGCAGAGCAAUCACAACUCGCGCCACCAAGUUUCCCCAUGCUGAGCCAAAGAAGCAGGCCAUUGGGCAAGCUCACUCACAAUAGUGGCUCCUGA